AUGUUCGAAUGGCAGGCCCAGAAUGUCGCCAGCACCUUCACCAAGAUCCUGCACUCCGUCACAGACCACCCCAGACGGAACCUCGCAUCGAUCGAACGCUUCAGCGACAGAAAUCUGGCCCAAGUCGCCGAAUAUAAUGAGGGUAUUGCACCGCCCCGGGAUGUAGAAGAACACGUGCACAUGCUCGUCGAGCGUCAAGCCAUCAAGAGCCCACACCAGCCUGCGAUCGCAGCGUGGGACGGGGACUUGACGUAUGCUGAGCUUGUUCUGCUUUCGAGGAAGCUCGCCAACCAUCUCUCCUCGCAUUGGGGGGUUCAAUCCGGGGUUAUCGUUCCGUUCUGCUUUGACAAGUCCAAGUGGGCAGUCGUUUCGAUGCUCGCUAUUCUCCAGGCUGGUGGCGCCUGUGUUGCGUUGGACCCCUCGCACCCGAGCAGUCGUCAUGCCACGAUCCUCAACGAUACUAGAGCAGCGGUGGUUCUCACCCAGAGCGCUUUCAGUUCCCGCUUCGAUGAACUGAGUGUUUCUGCACUGGUCGUGGACGACGAACUGACGACAUCUCUCUCCCUUGAGGCGCCGACUGCUGCCAUGAAUGUGGUCCAGCUCUCCGACCCCGCGUUCAUCAUCUAUACCUCUGGCUCUACAGGUGUGCCAAAAGGCGUUGUUCUUGACCACCGAUCCCUCAGCGUCAGCAUGGAAGCCCAUGGUGCUGCCCUCUCCAUCGGUACGGGCACUCGUGCGUUGCAAUUUGCAGCAUAUGUAUUCGAUAUCAGCUUGCAGGAUAUCUUCACUUCGCUGACCCGCGGCGCGUGCGUCUGCAUCCCAUCCCAGACACAGCGGGAUAAUGACCUCGCCGGUGCGAUUCGCCAGUACGAGGCGAACUGGGCGUCCCUUACCCCCACUGUCGCUCGCUUGCUUGAUCCACGCAGCGUCCCGACUCUGCGCGUCCUCACGCUCGCUGGUGAAGCAGUGACAGAGCAGACCCGCGACAUCUGGCGGGACAGCCACCUGGAGGCGUUCAACAACUGCUACGGACCGGCCGAGUGCACAAUCUACGCGACGGCGAAUCUCCACGUGGCUGAACCGGCCAUCCGAGCCUGCAAUAUCGGUCGCCCUCUUGCUGGCCCCGUCUGGCUGGUAAACCCGGCUGAUCACAAUCAGCUUGUUCCGGUCGGUUGCAUCGGAGAGCUCCUGAUCGAGGGCCCGAUUGUGUCCGCCCAAGGCUAUCUCCACAGCCCCGACCAGACGAAUGCCGUCUUCAUCACCGACCCGUCCUGGGUGGCCCAGUUUGGUAGCGCCAGGGGAAGACGCAUGUACAAAACCGGGGAUCUCGUCUGCUACAAUGCCGAUGGGUCGCUCGACUACUUGGGGCGCAAGGACUCGCAGGCCAAGAUCAACGGUCAACGCCUUGAACUGGGAGAAGUCGAGUACCACAUGGUAUCCGACGAAGACGUCCACGGAGCAGUGGCCCUGCUGGCUUCCAGCGGACCCUACAGCGGGCGACUGUUUGCGGUUCUUUCGCUCUCUGCCCGCCAAGGCGAGGAUAUCCAGCUUGUCUCCGACGAUGGAAGCGGGGAAGUCAAGUCUAUCGUCUCCCGGAUUCAAACCAGACUCAGUGCUGCACUCCCAUCCUACAUGGUUCCCAGCAUCUGGCUGGUGGUGAACGGGAUUCCCCUGAAUACAUCCAACAAGAUCGAUCGGCGCAGGGUGCAGACCCUGGUGAGCCGGCUCGACAAGGCUGCAAUCGACAAGCACAUGGGUGUCACACACACAACCCACAACUGCACCCCAUCGAGCAGCAGCGAGGCACGCAUCCAGGACGUCCUCGCCGAGGUCCUCAACAUCUCCAGGGACCAGGUCGCCUUGAACCGAUCGUUCGUUAGCCUGGGUGGUGACUCGAUCACCGCAAUGCAGCUGGUUACCAAGUGCAGGGCCCGAGGACUGACCACGCACGUCCGCGAUGUUCUCCAGAGUGAGACCGUCGCUGACAUCGCCCGUGGGCUCCGGGUCGACCACAACCCCUGGAGCGAGGUCGCCGUCGUGGAGAACCGGAAAUUCGAGCUGUCGCCCAUUCAGGCACUGUACUUUGAAAUGUCUGAUAACGAGGUUACUCCCUUCAAUCAGAGCAUGCUACUCCGCGUUGCUGGUGACGUUUCUCCAGAUGCAAUCGAAGCUGCUCUCCACGCAGUGGUGCAGCGUCAUGGCAUGCUCCGUGCUCGCUUCCACCAAGACAAGGUUGGCGAAUGGCGCCAGCUGGUCAGUGACAACGUGGAAAGUUCCUAUCGGUUCAAGUUCCACAAUGAUGCUCAUCCUCAGCUUGUUAAGAAGGCGACAGUGACUGCGCAAGCCUCCAUCAACGUAACGAGUGGCCCGAUAAUUGGCGCCGACCUGUUCCAGGCGCCAGAGGGCGAGCGCGUGCUCUUCGUCAUUGCACACCAUCUGGUAAUCGACCUCAUGUCCUGGCGAGUGAUUCUGCAGGAUCUGGAAGAUUACCUCCGGGUCCACGAGUUAAGUACCCCGGCGACGAUGCCUUUCCCCGCCUGGGUCCAGAUGCAAAAGGAACACGCAGAGACUCAGCUGGGCUCAACAGAAUCAUUGCCAUUUGACGUUCCGGCGUCGGAUUACGGCUACUGGGGUGCGCUGGGCAAGAGGUUCGUCUACGAUAAUGCAGAAUCGAGCAUUUUCAGCCUUAGCAGCGAACAGACCGCGUCGCUGCUCGGCCCAGCCAACGACAACCUCCGAACUAGUCCGGCAGACAUCUUCAUCGCUGCCCUGAUGUUGUCCUUCUCUCGCGUCUUUGUAGACCGAGAGGCCCCCACAGUCUACACCGAGGGCCAUGGCAGAGAGCCCUGGAUUGCGUCCGCCGAUGUGAAUAACACCGUCGGCUGGUUCACCUCAAUGGCCCCGGUCCGCAUGCACCCAGCAGGCUCCAAGUAUCCGCCCCCAGACCCAGUUGAUGCGGUUGACCUUGUCAAGCAGUGGCGAAACGCCCUCCCCGGGAACGGCUCAUCCUACCUUGCGAGUCGCACCUGGAAUCCGCAAGGGCAAGCUGCGUUCCGCAGCCACUGGCCCCUCGAGGUCCUGUUCAACUAUCUCGGACAAUACCAGCAGCUCAACAAUACGCAAGCGAUCCUACAAGCUGCCUCCGGCGAGCAGUGGGAUGUGGCACCGGACGUGGGAGCCGGCGUGCCCCGGCUUGCGCUGUUCGAGAUUUCGGCAUUCGUCAAGCAAGGACAGGUUCACGUCUCGUUCAUGUACGAUCCAGCCAUCGAGCGUGUGCAGGAGGUUCGCAAGUGGCUUGCCGAAUACGAGCAGUGCUUGAACGAAACGGUGGAAGACCUGCUGAACGCUCCAGUUCAACGACCGCUCAGUGAUUUCUCUCUUCUUGGCGUGGACGAUGAGGGUUUGAAGCAGGUCCAAGAAGCAAUCACGGCGCUGCCACUGGUUAAUACCUUUGCCGAUGUUGACGACGUAUAUCCUUGCUCACCCAUCCAACGGGGCAUUAUCAUGAGCCAGAGCCUCAACCCUGGUUCUUACGAGGUCGAGACGGUGUUCGAAGUCCAUCCUGCCUCCAGCCAAGAUCCGGUCGAUUGCGAGAGACUUGCAGUGGCCUGGAAGGCAGUGGUUUCGCAUCACUCCGCACUGCGCACAGUCAUGAUGCACAGCCCACUCGAGGCCAGCGAUGUGUUCCAGGUCGUGCUGAGAGCAGCUGCUCCCCGGCACCAGAUCAUUCGUGGGCAGGACAAAGACGCCGUCAGUGCGCUCCACAGCAUCAAAAAUAUCCCCAAUGCCAUGGAAGCACCGCCUCACUUCCUGACCAUGUAUACCACGCCGACAGGACGCGUGUUGUGUAAGCUGGAGAUCCACCACACGAUCAUGGAUGCAGCGUCCCUCGCCAUCAUCAUGGAGGACCUGCGUGCAGAGUAUCACAAGCCACCCACCAGCCCACGACCCUCGUAUAGACGCUAUCUCGAAUACCUGGCAUCGCAACCUACAGGGACAGCACUCGACUAUUGGGUGACUCGACUGCGCCAGGUCGAGCCGUGCUACAUGCCCAUCACUGGCCCUGUGGGCGGUGCUGAUCGUGAACUUCGCUUUGCUUCCCUCGAUAUGAGCUCUGUAUCGGCAGAACUGCAGCACUUCUGCCAGACGCACCGGGUGACAGCUGCAACGGUGUACCAGGCAGCGUGGGCGCUGACCCUGCGUGCCUACACUGGCUGCCAAACCGCCACUUUUGGCUUCGUGUCUGCCGGGCGAGGACUCCCCAUCAACCAGAUUGAGAAGAUUGUCGGGCCGUUUAUUGAUUUGCUGGUAACGGCGGUUGAUGUGUCCGAGGGUACCCCCGUCAGCGACCUGGUCAAGGCCGUCCAGCGCGAUUACCUGUCUGCGUUAGAGUACCACUACUGCUCAAUCGCUGAGAUCCAGCAUGCCCUUCAAAUAGGCGGAAGGCCGCUCUUCAACAGUAUUAUGAGCGUUCAGCUCGUGCAGCCGGCCAUUGCAGCCACCUCUGGGCUUUCGACCAUCUCCUUCGAGACGAUCGGAGGUUACGAUGCCACCGAGUACGACGUGACCAUUACGCUCGAGUCCAACACAGCCACCUCUGAGACUACUGCUACCCUUGGUUACUGGAGUCCAGCCCUCUCGGACUGGGAGGCGAAUGGUAUCCUCCAUACAUUCGGCAAGGCGAUGGAAAGCCUCGUUUCGAGCUCCUCCUCGCUGCUGUCAACAGUCGACACCUUCAGCCAUCGGGACAAGACACAACUGGAGCAGUGGAAGCGCACCUACGAGACAUUCAACGACCAAGAGCUCUACGAGCCCUUCUGCAUCCACGAACUCAUCACCCAGCAGGCAUCAGCCAAACCCAAAUCUCCUGCUGUUUAUGGCUGGGAUACCAGCUUCACGUACGAGGAGCUGGAGCACCAAUCCAGCACUCUUGCCCACCAUCUGAUCGCGCUCGGAGUCGGGCCAGAGGUCAUAGUUCCCUUUUGCUCCGACAAAUCUGCAUGGGCAGUUAUAGCGCUAGUCGCUAUUCUCAAGGCCGGCGGUGCAUUCGUCGCCCUCGACCCUGCCCACCCCCGCAGCCGGCACGAGACGAUCCUUGAACAGGUCGAUGCCCGCGUCAUUGUCGCCAGCCCGUCCCAAGCUUCCCGAUUUGAAGGGUAUCCUCAAGCUGUGGUUACCGUCAGUAAGGACCUCCUGGACCUGCUCGAGGCGACUGGGCUGUCGGGAUCGACCCCUAUUUCGCCCCGUGUCACUCACAAGAACACCGCCAUCAUCAUUUACACCUCUGGCAGCACGGGAGUUCCCAAAGGAAUCGUCCUGGAACACGGCUCCCUCUGCACGACAAUGGCUGCCCACGCCGACGUGGUCGGAAUCAAUGGAAACAGCCAGGUUCUUCAAUUCUCCUCCUUCAUCUUCGAUGCCAGCGUCCAGGACAUUUUCACAACGCUUACACGUGGAGGGUGCGUCUGUAUGCCGAGCGAAGACCAGCGCUUGAAUGACCUCGCGGGAGCCAUUCGUGACAUGAACGUGAACUGGGCCUUCCUGACUCCGGCAGUCGCAGCCGUCCUGCGUCCAUCCGAUGUGCCGGGCCUGAAGAUCCUCUCAAUGGGAGGGGAAGCGAUCCCACAGAACGUGGUUGACAUCUGGAAGGACUCCGGUCUCAGCCAAUUCAACAACUGCUAUGGCCCGGCUGAAUGCAGUAUUUAUUGCUCGGUCAAUCCUCGACUUGGGGUCUCACACAAGCCGUACAAUAUCGGAGACCCCAUCUCCAGUUUACUCUGGGUGACGGAGAUCACGAACCACCACCGUUUGGCGCCGCUGGGAAGCACUGGCGAACUUCUCAUCGAGGGUCCGUUGCUCGCAAGAGGCUAUCUGAACGACUCUGAGAAGACGGCCCUGUCAUUCACCGUCGAUCCGGAGUGGGCGCUUGUCGACGGAGUCAAGGUUGGCCGUCGCCUGUACCGCACUGGAGAUCUGGUUCGCUAUAACGAGGAUGGCACCCUAGACUAUGUGGGCCGUAAAGACUCACAGGUCAAACUGCAUGGCCAACGACUAGAGCUGUCCGAGAUCGACUACCACCUCUCCCGCCAGGAGCAGGUGGCCAACACCAUGGCGCUUCUCCCCAAGUCCGGAGCUUUUAAGGACCGAAUCGCCGCGGUCAUCUCUUUCCGUGACUUUGACCGACCCGGAUCAUCGGAGUUGAAUCUGGUUGCCGACGCCCAUCGAGAGGCAGUGGCUGCCCAGCUCAACCAAGUGCGUCAGGCUCUGGCCUCGAGCUUGCCGCCUUAUAUGGUACCAACCGUGUGGCUUCCAGUCGAGUCCAUUCCAAUGUCUCUUUCUGGCAAGCUCGACCGAUCCCGCAUUGCGGCGUGGCUUCAAGACAUGGAACAGGAGACCGUACUUGCUGCAGACCGUCUACAGGCACGGUCUGGGGCAGACCAGCUAAGCUCGGCCGCGCAACGCCGACUGCAGGCUGCUCUGACAAGAGUACUGGGCCUCGAACCGGAGCAAGUUUACUUCAACCGGCCGUUCAUCGCUUUGGGCGGUGAUUCGAUCAGCGCGAUGCAGCUUGUUUCGCAGGCCCGCAAGGAGGGGCUCGGAAUCCGCGUGCAGGACAUCCUCCAGAGCCAGAGCAUCUUCGAGCUCUGCGACCGCGCAAAGCAGCUGGAGGCCGCUGUCGACCUGUGGCAAGAUCCAGCGGAUUCGGUCUUUGAUCUGUCGCCCAUCCAACAGAUGUUCAUGGCCAUCUCGGACGACAAACCCUCCAGCCACUUCAACCAGAGCGUGCUGGUUCAGUGCACUGCUCAAUGUACAGGCAAGCAGGUUCGGACUGCGCUCGACUCGAUUGUAAUGGCUCACUCUAUGCUUCGAGCCCGCUUUACCCCGUCGGCCAGCGGGUGGAAGCAGCUCGUCAGCUCUGCUUCCGUCGCCGCGUAUGCAUUCAACGAAUACACAGCAUGCAGGCGACAAAUGAUGGACGAGGCCAUUGUGCGUACGCAGGCCUCCCUCGACAUCCAGAACGGACCCGUCUUCGCCGCCAACUGGUUCGAGCUCGAUGACGGGUCGCGAGUGCUCUAUCUCGCGGCGCACCACCUGGUCGUCGACAUGGUUUCCUGGCAACUGAUCCUCACCGCACUCGAGGACGACCUAUCCCCAGAGAUCGAAACCCCUGUCGUCAACGCCUUCCCGUACCAGUCCUGGGUCCAGCUCCAAGCCCAAGCUCCACGCCCCGAGAUUGACUUCCCCGUCUCGGAGCCCCCCAAGGGGUACUGGGGUGGUGAAGACAAGCCCAACACCUACGGGAACGCUCUGGUGGAGAUCUUCACGCUGGACCAGAGCACCACCAAGGUCCUGCUGAGCGAGUGCCACCGGGUCUUCAACACCAACAUCACCGAUCUCUUCGUCGCGGCCGUGAUCCACGCUUUCGGCCUGACAUUCACCCAGCGCCAACUCCCAACUGUCUUCGUGGAGGGCCACGGACGCGAUGCCGACGAGCAGCAGGUCGACAUCACCAAAACCGUCGGCUGGUUCACUGCCAUCACACCCGUCUACGUCCCCGACGUUGCUGAUCUCGUCAACACCAUCCGCUGGGCCAAAGACCGGCGGCAGCGCCUGAGUACGCAAAGCUAUCUCGCCUCGACGUACUCCAACCGGGGCUCAGGCCACCGGCCAAUGGAGAUUAUGUUCAACUACCUCGGCCAUUUCCGCAGCAUGACCCGCAAUGAGGGGAUUUUCAAGCAGGGAAACAUCCAAGAUGUCCCAGGCUACUCCGACGUGGCCAAUAACGUGCCCCGGAUGGCUCUCUUCGAGAUCAACACCAGGAUCACAGACGGGCAGGCGACUCUGAUCCUCACCCACAGCCGCUACAUGGAUCGGCAGGAUGGAAUCAGGCAAUGGUUCCAUUUCACCGAGGCGUCCCUGAAGCGCAUGGCCCGCGAGCUCCCAUCCCUGCCCGCGCAGAAGACUCUCGCGGACUUCCCACUCCUCCCAUCGCUAACGUACAGUCUUCUCGACGGGUUGGAGGCUGCGCUGAGUGCCGACCUCGCCGUCAAGAGCAUUGACGAGGUGGAGGACAUUUACCCAUCCUCUGCGAUGCAGCACGGCCUCCUCAUCAGCCAGGGCCGUGGUGCAGACGAGUAUCGCACCAGCUUCAAGUUCGAGGUACUCAAUGCGUUGCAGCCACAGAGAUUCGUCGAGGCGUGGCGGGCUGUCGUGCGUCGCCAUCCCAUGCUGCGCACAGUCUUCACCUCUGCCAUUUCCGGCGAGGGCAGCUUUGACCAGGUUGUUCUUCAUUCCCCCACCCCGUCUAUUGUGGUCGAGACUGUGGAGGACGCACAAGAGGCCUCCAGUGCCCUCUCUCACCCAUCGGCCGAUACGUACAGCAGCCGAUCGGAGCUGCCGCAUCGCAUGACGGUGUGCAGCACCCGCGAAGGGCGUCUCUUUUUCAAACUGGAGAUGAACCAUGCCCUCAUGGAUGCGGAAUCAUUGUCGAUCCUGCUCAAGGACCUCGAUGCGGCAUACCGCGGAGCCCUCGACCAUCUCCCUGCCACUCCGUAUCGCGACUACAUCAGCUAUGUGCAAUCGAAAUCGGUGGAUGCUGCCCUGAAGUACUGGACCGAAUAUUUGAGCGGCAUCAAGCCCUGCCAUUUCCCCUCUCGGCCGUCGCUGCACGAGGCAAAUGAGCUCAGUGUGACGGAGAUCGACCUCAACCUCGACCACGAGGCCAUCCAGUCCUUCUGCAGCGCCCACCGGGUUACCGCCGCCAACAUCUUCCAGACUGUCUGGGGCCUCGUCCUGCAGAGCUUCACCAUGACCAGCGACGUGGCCUUUGGAUAUCUGGUUGCUGGAAGAGACAUUCCCGUUCCAGGGAUUGACUCGACCGUUGGGCCGCUCAUCAACAUGCUCGUCUGCCGCAUGCAGCUCGAAGGCACUUUCAACGCAGUCGAUGUGCUGCGAACGACUCAACAAGGCUAUCUCGCCGCCCUGGACCACCAGCAUGUGCCGCUGGGUCGAGUCCAGCAGUCGCUGGGGAUGAGUGGCGCCGCGCUCUUCAACACCAUGCUCUCCGUGCAGAGACUCAGUGCAGGAGGAGCAGGAAGUCUGAGCAGUCCCUCGCACCUCUCCUUUAAGAGCCUUGCCUCGCACGAUCCCACCGAGUUCGACUUGACGGUCAAUGUUCAGCUGUCCGACCACGGCUCGCGAGCAUCCAUCACGCACUGGCCGGGCACCAUUUCCCACUGGCAGGUCUCGCAUGUUGCUUCUUCCAUGACGGCCAUCCUGCACUCGCUGAUCCAGCAGCCCUCUGCUGCCAUCGGCUCGUUGAAGAUGGUUGGUGCGCACGACCACAACCAGAUUCGUCAAUGGGCUCCAAUCAUCACGGGCGUCUUGCACAGCACUGUUCACGACCUCUUCCGUCACCAGGCCACUCUCCACCCCGAUGCCCCCGCGGUGGAUGCGUGGGAUUACCAGAUCAGCUACCGGGAAUUGGACGAGUGGUCCACGAGACUCGCGGCUCAUGUGCAGAGGAUGGGAGUCACACCAGGAUCCAGGGUGCCAAUCCUCUUCCCCAAGUCUGCAUGGAUUGUCGUGGCCUUCCUUGCUAUCAUCAAGGCUGGUGCAACUGCUGUUCCCCUGGAUCCUGCCCAUCCCAAGGACCGCCAUCGACUCAUCCUCGAGCACACUGGGGCCAGGGUCGCUCUGACUGCUAGAUCGUGUGCCUCUCACUGUGACGACCUCGGCUUAACCCGGAUGAGCAUUGACGAAGAUACAGUGCAAUAUCUGGCCCCUGCCCGCCAGACCCUCCCCGACGUGGAUCCAGCAUCACCUGCCUUUAUUAUCUACACGUCCGGCAGUAGCGGUGUCCCCAAGGGGGUGAUUCUGACCCAUGAAUCCGUCUGCACUAGCAUGGAGGCGCAUGGAAAUGCCCUAGGUAUUGCAGCAGGCACGCGCGUGUUGCAGUUCGCUGCAUUUGUCUUCGAUAUUAGCAUCCAGGAUGUCUUUACCUCGCUGACCCGUGGCGCCUGCGUCUGCAUCCCCUCCGAUGAGCAACGGAUGAACAAUCUCUCGGGUUUCAUGAGAGCAAAAGCAGUCAACUUUGCAUGCUUGACUCCGACGGUGGCAUCGCUUCUCUCGCCAGCAGAUGUGCCUACGCUACGUACUCUGGUCCUCGCGGGUGAAGCCGUGUCCCAGAAGGCGAUCGAGCUCUGGUCGCAGGGCACGAGUCUGACCGGAUUCCACAACUGCUAUGGACCUGCCGAAUGUACCAUUUACUGUGCGUGGAACGGGCAGGUCGGCGCUGCAGACCAAUCUCCCAGCAACAUCGGGCGCCCCCUGGCAAGCUCGCACUUUGUGGUUGACCCGCAGAACCACCACCGGCUGGCCCCGAUCGGAAGUCCGGGUGAAUUGAUGGUCGGUGGUCCCCUCGUGUCCCCGGGAUAUCAGGAGGAUCCCAAGAGGACAGAGGCAGCGUUUAUCGAGCUUCCCUUGUGGAGAAGUCAAGCCUGGCACCACGACACAACCCCUACUCGGUACUACGCCACGGGCGACUUGGUCGCAUACAACGAAGACGGGACCCUGGACUACCUGGGUCGCAAAGACACCCAGAUCAAGCUUCACGGACAGCGGAUCGAGCUGGGCGACAUCGAGCACCACCUGCAGCUCAACCUGGGCGAAGCCAGCCGAGUGGCGGUGGACCUGGUCCAGCUCAGCGACAGCCAGCAGUCACUGGCCGCAUUUGUGUCGCUUACGGGCGAUGUGAUAGUUGGAGGCUCCGUGGAUGCUAUCUCGAUUUCCGACGUACAUGCAGAGACGCGAGCGUUGUUUGCUGCAGCUGCCAGCGCCGCCUCCAAGGUACUGCCGGUCUACAUGGUGCCCUCGCACUACAUCCCCUGCAGCAACUGCCGCUCAACACGUCCGGCAAAGUCGAUCGGAAAUCACUGCGCAGCCUCGUCUCUUGCAUGA
This is a messenger RNA of Penicillium manginii, 10959 nucleotides long. RefSeq lists its product as uncharacterized. NCBI's taxonomy places the organism in Eukaryota, Fungi, Ascomycota, Eurotiomycetes, Eurotiales, Aspergillaceae. The coding region runs from base 1 to 10959 and encodes 3652 amino acids. The record is from RefSeq and is a predicted model, not a curated record. Gene Ontology annotation, molecular function: catalytic activity; phosphopantetheine binding. The transcript has a single exon.